AUGCCUUUUGUUGACUUGUGUCAAGUUGAUCAUACAGUCUCGGACAUUCUCGACAAUGCUACUAUUCGAAUACAAAAAACUUCUUACUUUCUGCAGGUUGACCCUAAUUCAGGAUUUCUCCGCUUCAAAACACGUAAAGAAUGCAACAUCCUAGGCUUACUGUCUCGGAUUUUCAAGGUCUACAAAGAUGUAUCUUACGAGUCGUAUCUACUACAGCUUGUCUUCAAUGAAUGCUCAGUUUUCGAUCUCAACAACUCUGAUCUCCGUCAAAUGUAUCUGCGAGAUAUUCCUUCCAUUCAAUCAUUGAACCCUACUCGUUUCAAGCGUUUCCUUCAGAUAUUAAUCCCAGGUUGUACCAAGAACCUCUGGUAUCGCCUUUUACAUAACAAGAUCUCUUGA
Molecule: messenger RNA, 399 nt
Organism: Gilbertella persicaria
Lineage: Eukaryota; Fungi; Mucoromycota; Mucoromycetes; Mucorales; Choanephoraceae
Exons: 2
Coding region: 1-399 (132 amino acids)
Source: RefSeq, a predicted model, not a curated record